AUGCUUCGACGCACUUCACUGAGGGCGAUAAAGCCGUAUUUACACGCCUUUUCCCCCGGGGCCCGUGCCUCCGAGAAGGGGAUGUUGUACCGCAACAGUAACAUGAAUGCCCACGCGCGCGUCGCUUCCAUUCAACAAGCGCAGCGGACGCAUCGCGAAGGUAAAAUUUUCCUUAUGUUGUUAGUUCCAGAUCAAGUUUUUCUAUCGGUAGUGCUUGUUGGCGUUUCCCUUGUUGCUGUCCUCCUUUACUUUCGUCAGCAGCCAUUCAGCUUCAACACCCACAAACAGCGGUGGAUCUUAGGUGCCAUAAAUGAGCACGAGUUUUAUCAGCGCAAUCGGGAGAUGAGCAACGUUUUGGCGGCUCACAGGGAGGCAAUUGAGGGGACCAGGGACGUCAUUGGCGAUUGUCCCAAAGUAUUCGAACCGCCAGUGGGGUCGCAUUACAUUAGUCGUUCCGGUGACUUUGCACCGCGGAGUGAUUAA
This is a messenger RNA of Trypanosoma brucei brucei TREU927, 483 nucleotides long. RefSeq lists its product as hypothetical. Lineage: Eukaryota; Euglenozoa; Kinetoplastea; Trypanosomatida; Trypanosomatidae. The coding region runs from base 1 to 483 and encodes 160 amino acids. The transcript has a single exon. The record is from RefSeq and is a predicted model, not a curated record.